CGGAACACAUUCCUCGAGAGGCGAAUGAGGAAUACCCUUCGACCGGUUAUUCUUUUUUUUUUUUUGUUUCGCACGAUUAUAUUAUUAGUCGCCUCGAAACAGGUUCCUACAACCAAAGAUUGCGGCAGUUGCUUAAUCGAGACGCCGAAGAUGAGCUACGCUUUCAUUAAUUAAGUAACAUGUUGUGUUGUAAGCGGCAAACACAGGCACGUCCUGCUUUUCGUCACCUCAUUUGCAGCGACAAGAGCGCGGUGUGCAAUGUGAAAGGAGGAGGAACUCUUUAGACAAGAAUCAUAAAAUGAGCGGCUGGAGUGGAGCAAGACAAGGGCAUAGUGUGCGUGCCGGUAUGGUAUCGUGAAGGAGGGGAUGUCUCGCGCGUCCCACGAUAUACUAAAGGCCUUCGUUCCCCUACGGCUAUGCCAGAAUCGCAGUCAGUGUCAGUCAUCGCGCGAAAGUGCCUCGGACUUCUUCAGAUCAAAAUCGAUCGCAAUCUACUGAAUUGUUUGACGCUUAGCCUGGAUCAGGGAAAAUGACGGCAGACUGGAGGGCCAUUUUUGUAACCGGAGGCGCCGGUUACAUCGGCAGUCAUUGCAUCGUCGAACUCUUAGAGCGCGGAUACGAUGUGGUGGCUAUUGAUAACUUUGCAAACAGCGUGACAGAAACUGACGGCGAGUCGGCGGCGCUCAAAAGAGUUGAACAAAUAACGGGGAAGAAAGUCACGUUUUACAACUGCGAUUUGCUUGACAGAGAGAAGCUUGAGAUCAUCUUUAAUCAGCACAAAAUAGAUUGCGUAAUACAUUUCGCGGCUAUCAAAGCCGUUGGUGAGUCGAUGCAAGUCCCGCUUCAUUAUUAUCGGAACAACAUAAUAGGAGCUAUUAAUCUGCUUGAGGUGAUGAAAGCGGCCGGCUGCUUUCAGCUUGUAUUCAGUAGCUCUUGCACAGUUUACGGCGAGCCUACAGAAUUGCCAAUCACGGAAGAACAUGAAACCGGUAAUAUCACCAACGUGUACGGUCGGACAAAGUAUUUUAUUGAAGAGAUGCUCAAGGAUAUAUCCAGAGCUGAAAAGAGUUGGAACAUAAUAUCCCUAAGAUACUUCAAUCCAGUAGGUGCUCAUCGAUCGGGAUUGAUCGGGGAGGACCCGACGAAACCGUUCACGAAUCUGAUGCCGUAUAUCGCUCAAGUCGCUUUGAGGCAUAAGCCGGAGCUGAUUAUAUUUGGUGGUGAUUAUCCUACGGAUGAUGGCACAGGCGUCCGUGAUUACAUUCACGUAAUGGACUUGGCAGCCGGCCACGUAGCGGCUUUAAACGCUUUGCACAAACAACACCUCAGGCUAAAGAUCUAUAACUUAGGCACCGGUAAAGGUGUAACUGUUCUAGAAUUAAUAAAAACAUUUGAGAAAGUCACCGGUGCCACUGUGCCGUAUAUUAUAAAGGAGAGAAGAGAGGGCGAUAUUGUGUCUAUGUACGCCAACACCGAUUUGGCAAAAAAAGAAUUGGGCUGGACGGCAAAAUAUAAUGUCGAGCAAAUGUGUCAAGACUUCUGGAGGUGGCAAAAAAUGAAUCCAUACGGUUAUCGAACUUCAGUAAAGAAUGGAACUACUGAGCACCUUAAUAAUACAUCGUAACAGUAAAGUUAUAAAAAAUUUGUAUCGAGGAAAUCAUGCAAAUAAUUUAUAAUAAAAGAUCGAUAUGCG
This is a messenger RNA of Pogonomyrmex barbatus (red harvester ant), 1693 nucleotides long. Its product is annotated as UDP-glucose 4-epimerase. The record is from RefSeq and is a predicted model, not a curated record. Gene Ontology annotation, molecular function: UDP-glucose 4-epimerase activity. Gene Ontology annotation, cellular component: cytosol. Lineage: Eukaryota; Metazoa; Arthropoda; Insecta; Hymenoptera; Formicidae. Gene Ontology annotation, biological process: beta-D-galactose catabolic process via UDP-galactose, Leloir pathway.